Molecule: messenger RNA, 1890 nt
Organism: Alternaria hordeiaustralica
Lineage: Eukaryota; Fungi; Ascomycota; Dothideomycetes; Pleosporales; Pleosporaceae
Gene: BTN1
Product: battenin CLN3 protein
Exons: 5
Coding region: 1-1890 (629 amino acids)
Biological process (GO): regulation of intracellular pH
Cellular component (GO): membrane; vacuole
Source: RefSeq, a predicted model, not a curated record
AUGCCUGGCUCUCCCGCGUCUUCCUGGGCCGUCUACCGUGCGCGCCUCAAGGCUGUGUUCCACGGCGCCGACCCACGCGUGUGCGCCGCCUUCUGGUUGUUCGGCCUCAUUAACAACGUGCUCUACGUAAUCAUCCUCUCCGCCGCCCUCGACCUCGUCGGCCCAAAUGUCCCCAAAGGCGUCGUGCUCCUCGCCGAUGUCAUUCCCUCGUUCCUCGCCAAAUUGUGCGCCCCGUACUUUAUCCACAAGAUCCCCUACAAUGUGCGCAUCGUCAUAUUCGUCGCUCUCUCCGUAUGCGGCAUGCUCAUCAUCGCCCUCACGCCUCCACUGCAGGACUCGGGGACCAUCGCCAUCAAGAUGUGCGGAGUGAUGCUUGCCAGUCUGAGCAGUGGAGCUGGCGAACUGAGCUUCCUUGGCCUGACACAUUACUACGGCCACUUUGCUCUGGCUUCCUGGGGCUCGGGCACGGGAGGCGCCGGCUUGAUUGGUGCUGGAGCCUACGCCAUUGCGACCAACACGCUCGGCAUCACCCCUCGUACAAGUCUACUCGUCUUUUCCUUCUUGCCGCAAAUCAUGGUGCUGAGCUUCUUCAUUAUCCUUCCACUCGGCCCGCUGCGCGCUGGCAUCCAGAAACAAGGCGACUAUGAAGCCAUCGAUGACCAUGGGGACGAUGAGGAAGAGGAAGUAGGCCCGGCGCAGGAACAAGACGACCUGUUGUCUUCCUCCAUGCACUCGGCUUCAGGCCGCAGUUUCCCCUCUGUCACUAACACCGGUGCUAAUAGUGCGCUGAGUAGCUUUCGCGCAAACCUCAACCGCGCGCGAGGCCUGUUCUUCCCAUAUAUGCUGCCCCUCCUUCUUGUCUACAUCGCCGAGUACACUAUCAACCAGGGCGUCGCACCCACUCUGCUCUUCCCUCUCGAAUCCUCUCCUUUCGACGAAUACCGCUCCUUCUAUAGCACCUAUGGCGCUAUCUACCAGGUCGGUGUCUUUAUCUCGCGAUCCUCCACACCCUUCAUACGCAUACACCACCUCUACGUCCCGUCAUUUCUUCAAGUCGCCAACCUCAUUGUCCUCGCGUUGCACGCCAUGUUCAAUUUCAUCCCGAGCUAUUACAUCGUUUGCGUAAUCAUUUUCUGGGAAGGUCUAUUAGGUGGGCUGGUCUAUGUCAGCACCUUUGCCGAGAUUACAGACAAUGUGCCGAAAGAGGAUAGGGAAUUCAGCCUGGGCGCGACUAGUGUGAGUGAUUCUGGAGGUAUCUGUAUCGCUGGUUUCUUAGGCAUGGCUGUUGAGGGAGUCUUCUCAACCCUCUCUCGCGCUACGUCCGACACGGAGUGCGAUACGGACUCCGAGACGCUUUUCGACUCUGACGACGACUCCGACGACCGCAAGCUAGGGCAACAAGAAAAAGUCCUACCACAAUACCACAUCGCCGGCAUACUAGUAGGAUGGCAACCCGAUAAAGACUUCAUCGCUUCCUAUCCCGCACAAAUCAUCGGAACCACAGUCAUGGAUGACGGCGUCGAGGUUAAUCCAAUCGUCAACAGCUCGGUUGAUGUAGCGAACUUGCGCCUCGAAGUGAGGGGCAGGUCGGGCAAAGAAGCCCGGGAGAAGUUGCGGGUUAGCCCUGUUAGCAUUUUUGACGGGUUGGGGCCGUGGGAGAAGGAGUGGGAUGAUAUGUGUGGGUGUGAGGGGAGUGAGGACUGUUCGCGUAUCGAUGACGGGGAUAGGGACGAGGAGGUGGGUUUGGACAUCAUCAUGGAAGAUGCAGACGGCUUUGCCAGGAAAACUGUCUGCGAUGAAGAUAACGAAGAUGGCGACUCCGUCAUAGAUGUCGACGAGAAGGUGGGCGUCGAGCCUUGCGUUGGCAUAGAGUAUGUUUGGCAAGCUUAA